CAACCGGUACAGCAGCAGCGACUGGUGGGUAUGGAGGGUGUCAAACAUGCUUCGCUACGGAAAUAAAUAACGGGACUGGGACGAUAAACCAAAAAGGAGGAAGCCUCAAAACACGACAAAAAGAGGAAGCGGAUAUUUCGAGAGUCAAGAAACUGGGUUUAAGCAGUGCCACACGUUUCAGUGUUGAUGUUGGUAUUUGACCACGAAUACCUGCCGAAAAUAGUCCCGACAUCCUUUUUUGAGGCUCCUGUGUCCUGUGUGACCCCCUGACACAGAGAGGAUGGUGAUGGAGGAGGGGGGGCAGAGAGACAUAGGGAGGGGGACAGCAGAAGUAGAGGGGAGACAGAUCUUCGUAGAGCUUGGGGAGCAGAAUUUGGAUGCCAUUUGUCUCUCUACAUAUCGAACAGCCUGCAAGCUCAGAUUUAUACAGAAGAGAUGCAACUUGCAUCUUAUCGACAUAUACAAUGUGAUUGAGGCGGUGCGGGAUGCUGGUCUGAACGCUGUAGAGCUGAACGCCGGCAUCUCUGUGACCAGACUUGAGAACUUGGUGUCCUCCCUGUUCAAUGCACUGAGCAAGCGUCUGCCCACCACACACACUAUCAACCCGCGAGAAAGCACCGUCCUGUUAGUGGAAUUUAUACUGGCCGCCAUUGACAGUGAGCCUGACAGCCGUCUAACGGUGCUGUCUGUGAAGGCGAUGCUGGCCAUACUGUGUGGAGGAAAACUGGUAGAUAAACUCCGCUAUGUGUUUUCUCAGGUAUCUGACUCUUCUGGCGUGUUGGUACAAUCCAAAUUUGAUGCUUUUCUGAGGGAGGCUUUGAAGUUGCCCACUGCUGCACAUGAAGGACCAUCCUUUGGCUACACACACACCUUAGCCCGCUCAUGCUUCCCACAACAGAAGAGGGUGAUGCUCAACAUGUUCCUGGGUAUCGUUGCUGACCCUCCUCAGUGUCUUGUUUGGCUGCCUCUCAUGCAUCGCAUGGCCAACGUGGAGCAUGUCUGUCAUCCUGUGACAUGCUCCUACUGUCGUGCCAACGGCAUGACUGGCUUCCGCUAUCGCUGCCUUCGUUGCCGCGGUUACCAGCUCUGCCAGAACUGCUUCUGGCGUGGCAAUGCCAGCGGCUCUCAUAGCAACCAGCAUCAGAUGAAGGAGCACUCAUCUUGGAAGUCGCCAGCGACAAAGCUUGGCCGAGCCCUGAGCAGGACUCUGGGCUGUGCGUCCAGAGAGCCCCCUCAUCCUUUGUACCCAGAGGAACCUGAGAGGACCCUCAACCUCUCCAACAUAGUCCCCCCUCGCCCCAUUGGGAACACCAGUGAAGCCAUGUUGCUGUCCUCAUCAGUGCCCGAGUCCUCCAAGAGUUUGUCAGCUGCUCAGCGUAUGAACGAGGAACACGCUCUGAUCGCUGCGUAUGUGAAUCGCCUCCAGACCAGCCCAAGCAGUGUGGACAGUCCCAGAAGAGAAGAUGAGGAGCACAAACUGAUCGCCCGCUACACCUCUCGACUGGCAGAGACUGACGGCACACCAGUGAUACCUAACCGGAGCAUCAACUUUGAUGUGAACAAACAGAAGAGGGAGCUCAUUGCUCAGCUGGAGUGCAAAAACAGAGAGAUCUUGGCAGAGAUCAAACGUCUUCGUGUAGAGCAUGAUGCAGCGUGCCAGGCCAGCCCAGAGAAAGGCAGCACCAACCCGACUCUGCUGGCCGAGCUUCGCCUGCUCAGACAAAGGAAAGAUGAGCUGGAGCAGAGGAUGUCGUCUCUGCAAGAGAGCAGGAGGGAACUGAUGGUGCAGCUGGAGGGACUGAUGAAGCUGCUCAAGGAUGAGGAACAGCGUCAGGCAGCACAGGCGGCUGGCUCUUCUCACGUUUCUCCUGCACGACCAAGCCCAUCAACUGUCCGCUCUGUAGGUGCUGCGCCUCCACAGGCUCACAUGUACCCUCCUCAAGAUUCACUCGCUGGGGUGGGUGGUGACGUGCAAGAAGCAUUUGCCCAAGGCCCGAGAAGGAACCUGAGGAAUGACCUGCUGGUAGCAGCAGACUCCAUCACCAACACUGUGUCCUCACUGGUCAAAGAGCUCCAUUCUGAUGAUGUUCGGGAGGAAGAGGAGAGAUUGCUGAACGGAAAGGACAGAGUCGCUCAGGAUCACAUAAUGAGCAGGUUAAAAGGACCGCAGGACGAACAAAAACAGCAGAGUGAUGUUUAAUCACGGCCAAAGAAGACUGACCCUGCUGGGAUUCACAUAUUUAACUUCUUGUUGUCGUUAGCCAGUGGGGAUUAGAGCUCCCCUGCAAAUCAACCAAUCACGAUGCUGGACACCAAACGACCACUGGGUCCCUACUGAUGUAUAGCUGUGAUUCUGUGUGUGUGUGUGUGUGUGUGUGUGUGUGUGUAUCUUGUCACUGUGGAUUUACUUUUGUUUGAUUUGAUCAUGCAUAGCUAAACGAGGAAUCCAAAAUCUACUGAUAUGUACUGUAGCGCUUGUUUGUGUGCUCUGCGUUUUCGAGGGUUAAGUAAGUGAGAGGGAUACUGUGAAGAGACAGAAAGACAGGUUUAGGAAAUUUGUGAAGGAUUAAAAGUGCAGGAAAGUUUCAUGAUGGUGAUACAGGAAGUGACAACAGGGGAUAGAAAAAGUGGAAAAACAAAAGGAAGUCAAAAAAGAUGAGAGGUACGUUGUAAAGUUUUAAGUUUCAGCACUGUGUGCUUAGUAUUUAUUGCUUUGAUUUGAAUUUUUUGCAUUUAUUCAUUUAGUUUGAGUGUUUAUGUGUAUGUAAGUGUGGUCCAGCCCUGCUGAGACGAUAAGCUUUAAUGGGACGUUUCCUGCUGUAUCAAGCCCAGCCCAGGGCAGGGUGGAAAGCUGUUGUCCCGGUCCUGGUCCCAGUUGUCUGAGACCUGGAAGACAUUAGUGCCAGGGGUGCUGGUAUGAUAGCAGCUCAGGUUGUCCAAGCCUCUCUGUGUGUCUCGGUACUGCAGUGGGACUACAGUCAAAGAGGAGGUAUCUGAUUACUUUCUGUGUGUGUGUGUGUGUGUGUGUGUGUGUGUGUGUGUGUGUGAGAGUGAGUGAGUGAGUGAGAGAGAGAGAGAACGAGAGAGAAAAUAUAAAACCAUUUGCUUCAACAGUGUAGCAAUAGAGUAGCAAAGUGGGUGGAGAAGUGGGCUCUGGAAGUGUUUAUCCCCGACAAAUGUUCUUUCAAACAGACUCAGCUUUUCCCAACCUGAGUGUGAGGCGUCACAUAAUUGAAGAAUUAAGGAAGUAAGUAAGUUUAUUUUUUUUGGAAUUAUCCUGCUUUUUCUUGUGAAACGUGUAAUACUAACACCUCACCAGGACUCAAAAAAUCAUUCUUGAUUUGGUUGAAUUGCUCACAACUCAUGUCCACAUAAAUGUUGUGUGUGACCAAUUAUUUAUUGCAUUUUAUUAGAAAUGUAUCUGAAGAAAUCAUUUUAAAAAAGACCAUUAUUUUCCAACAAGACCA
Plectropomus leopardus (leopard coralgrouper) is the source of this 3467-nucleotide messenger RNA. RefSeq names its product dystrobrevin, beta a (gene dtnba). NCBI's taxonomy places the organism in Eukaryota, Metazoa, Chordata, Actinopteri, Perciformes, Serranidae. The record is from RefSeq and is a predicted model, not a curated record. Gene Ontology annotation, cellular component: synapse; plasma membrane. Gene Ontology annotation, molecular function: zinc ion binding. Gene Ontology annotation, biological process: synaptic signaling.